AUGGCAGAUCCAACAAUAAAAACAUUUUGUUGCCAUCAUAAUUCAAUGUUAAACGAAUCAUCGGGUCUCUUAUUACAUUUUAACUCACAAUCAUAUAACACAGUUUGUUUGGCUUCUUCAUCGAUUGGAAUGCUUGGAGCAAUUUUUCAAAUUUUACCUCGUGAAAGUCUUACCUUAAAUCACAGGUGGUAUUCACCAUCAGCAACGCGAGGGAGACACAUAAUUAUAUGGUUAGCCGUUGCUGAUUUACUUGCUUCAUUGGGUGUUUUCAUGAGGUCAUUUUUAUUUAAUCACAAUCAAUAUUUAUUGGAUUCCGGUUUUGCUUCAUACACAUUGAUUUGUGCGGUUUCAUCGGCAUGGAUUCAGUAUUUUUAUACAGCCACAUGGUUGUGGACUCUUUUUUAUGCAAUCGAUAUGAAAUUAGUUUUAAGAGAAGAAGAUGGUCAUCCAAUGUUAUAUCAUUCUGUCGUUUGGAUAUUUCCUGCCAUAUUCACAAUAAUCGGAUUAUCAGUUUUAUACAUUCCCGAUAUUGACUGUCACUGUGGUAGUCCAUCGACAGUUUUGUUAAGAAUUUUACCUAAUUAUUUAGCAACAUAUUUUCCACUGGCUACAGUAAUGCUUUUAAAUCCAUUUUUAUAUUUAUCAUUAUCGAAUGAUGUUAAAAUAAGUAUAACAAGAUCUACAUCACAAUUCACGAAUAAAGAAAGACAAUUAAUUGAUAUAAUAAAAGUUAAAUUUUUACUUAUAAAUGUAUCAUUUUAUCUAUGCUGGCUACCGAAUUUAAUAAAUGGUAUAUUAAUAUGGAAUUUUUGGUUUUCCGUACCUGAUGAAAUUGUACUCAUGCUUUGGUACAUAAUGGCUUUGAUGAAUCCCCUCCAAGCAGUUUUUAAUUCAUUAGUUUAUAGAAGAUGGACGGGUAUGCCAGAAAGGGUUUACAUGCCUUGUAGAAAAGAAAAUAAUUAUUCUUAUAACAUAAAUUUUAAUAACACAUCUAAAUUUCCACCUACAAGUGAAUCAUCACCACUUUUACUUCCUUCGAUAAAUUCAACUUGCGAUAGUAAUUUGUGA
Molecule: messenger RNA, 1068 nt
Organism: Pediculus humanus corporis (human body louse)
Lineage: Eukaryota; Metazoa; Arthropoda; Insecta; Psocodea; Pediculidae
Product: class B secretin-like G-protein coupled receptor GPRoca3, putative
Exons: 4
Coding region: 1-1068 (355 amino acids)
Biological process (GO): regulation of calcium-mediated signaling; cell surface receptor signaling pathway; G protein-coupled receptor signaling pathway
Cellular component (GO): plasma membrane; melanosome membrane
Molecular function (GO): L-DOPA receptor activity; L-DOPA binding; L-tyrosine binding
Source: RefSeq, a predicted model, not a curated record